Messenger RNA from Ectocarpus sp. CCAP 1310/34, 1662 nucleotides. Lineage: Eukaryota; Phaeophyceae; Ectocarpales; Ectocarpaceae. The record is from the annotation of a GenBank genome assembly.
AUGGCGUGGUCGGGGGACGUCUGGGUGUUUACGAAGCAGAGCGCCCGGCACAAGACGGGGGGGAUCACACUGUUGAACACAGUAGGAAAAGUGUUCUGUAAGCUGUUGAACGAUAGGAUAGUGGGAGUAUUGGAGAAGGAACAUAGCAUUAGUGAGGGCCAGGCAGGUUUCCGCAAGAAGAGGGGGUGCGUAGACCACGUGUUCACGGUAGGGAGAAUCAUCCAAGGUAGAAAGAGGGCGGGAAAGCCGACGUACUGCUUCUUCCUGGACGUGAAAAAGGCAUACGACACCGUGUGGAGAAAUGGGUUGUGGAAACAACUGUCCAAAUACGGGAUCAAGGGGAAAAUGUGGAGAGUGCUGAAGAAGAUGACAGAGUGUACGAAAAGCGCGGUCAUGCUAGACGGAGAACUGUCUAAAUUCUUCGACAUUGAGCAGGGGGUCCCACAAGGUUGCACGCUGUCCCCAACAUUGUUCCAGGUGUUCAUCAACGAUCUGUUGGAAGUCGUAGACGCAGUCCGGAAGGGAAUAAAAGUAGGGGACACGGAAACGUCGGUUUCAGGAAUGCUGUUUGCGGAUGAUAUUGUCGGUAUGUCAGGCACCCCUGAGGGACUGCAAUUGCAAAUUGACUCGGCGAAGAAGUUUACUGAUAAGUGGAGAUUGUCUGCUAACGUUCAGAAGGGUGCCGUCAAAUUACAUGGAGGCAAUGAUGAGAUAAUGUUCUCCCGUGCCCUGACAUGCCACUUCACAACAAGGAAGAAAAAAAAAGACUGCUCGAGGAAUGCACACAUGUUCAAGGUAGCGGAGAAGGGCAAGGCACGAGCAGGGAAGCUGCACCCAAUACUCGCAAACCGGCACUUCGAUACACGCAUCAAAUUGAUGGUUUUGAAGAGCGUAAUCGUACCGCCGCUAGAGUACGCCGGAGAAGUAUGGGAAGGAAAUAGGAAGGUAGUGAAAGAACUCGUGGCGGCGCAGAUGAAAGCAGCGAAAAUCAUCCUAGGAUGCUCCAAGCGCACAAGUGAUGCAGCCGUCAGGGCGGAAUUGGGGAUCCAAUCCCUACGGUCGGGAAGAGACUUGAGGAAGCUGACAUGGCAGUAUCGCAUGUGCGGGAUGGGAGAGGAGAGGUUGCCGAGGAUUGUAUGGGAGGCGAAGUGGGCAAACAAAAAGAGGGGUAGACAACCCACGGAAUGGGUCAAGGUUGUAGAGGACGUAUGGAAGGGGCCCGACAUCGACGAAGAUGAAACGCUGGAAACGGAGGGUCUACAGAGGAUCAAGGAGAAGAUAUCUGUUGCUUGUGCCGAGAGAGAAGAACAGAAUCUGAGGAAAGAAUCCAAGGGUAAGGAGGGUCUAGAAGUGUACGGAAUGUUGAAGGAAGGAAUAGGGUUCAAGGACUACCUACAUGGACCAAUGGAUGCAGGAACAAAGCUUAAGGUCAAAUUCAGGACCGGGGACAUAGGCCUUCGAGAACGUCGACGAAGACAUAGGUCGGUAGACGAGGAAGACGACGAGUUCAAAUGUGAUUGCGGCUUCGAAUGCGAAGACCGUGUUCAUGUGGUCGCGGAAUGUCCACGAUACAAGGAGAGGGAAGUGUACAUGACUGAGCUGGAAAAAAUACAAGGGAGGUACAGGGAGAUGUUUGAGGCAUGGAAUAGAGAGGAAAGGACG